UGGUUUAAUGCGCCCAAUUUCAAAUUACAUUCAUUCCGCCAAUAGCUGAUCGAUUGACAGGUGAGUGAGGCACGAUUGGUCAAUUUAAAAAAUAUUGACCCGCCCAACUUUCACAUUACAUUCAAUCAGACGAUCGCUGAUAGGUUGUUUGUUUGGUGACUUACGAUUGGUCAUUUAUCCAAAGGCGGAGCCUGACAGGUUGGUUUUGUGAGCUACGAUUGGUCAGUUCUUCCACGGUGUGGUGCAUGGUGCUAUAAAUGCUGCUUCGCGUGCCCGCUCCCCCCCCUUUCUGCUCGAGCGAACAGAAAACUUUUCGAGAGAACGCUUUUUGCAUUGCCUCAGACAAAGACAAAGACAAAGGACCUACAUUCGACGGAAACUGCAGUUUGCCGUUGUGUUGGACUUCAUCUGCUGACAUAGAGAUGCCACGAAAGAAGGGUUUCCGUAUGCGACGCACACCCAGGGCUGCCCAAGCUGUUGACUGUGCAGUUGCAACAAAAGGUAGGGAAGAAGUAUCUUCACUGUCACCAGUGGAGGUACCAACAGGUGGGUUACAAAAGGUGGUCAAAGGGUCAUUUCAUCAAGGCAAUACAAGGUUUAAGUAUGCAGGAACACAGUGUAUGGCGAUUGCCUUUUGUGCCACUGCUUUACACAGUAUUAAAAAUGUCUUGUUGUGGGAUACUGCUGAUCUUGACAUGGCUGUUGUUGAAGGUGAUCAGUUGUAUGCUACUCUAAGGGAACGUCACUUAAUAAGUCACCCAUCCCACUUUUUGUGUGCCACAGAAUUGCCCAAACAGGAGGUGAUUGCUGGACACAAAUUUGAGUUUUGUGUGAAGGAUGAUUAUGCUUUAGGUGAUGUCAAUGUAGUUUCCAGCUAUUAUAUUGAAAACGGGAUUCAUGUCACUUUGCAUGAUGCUUUGCACACAAUGUUUGGCAAGUACAGCACAUGCAUUCUUACAGUUUGUCAAAGUAGUUGUGCCAUCAUUUGUGAUGCUGGUCAGUAUUGUCUGGUGGAUUCGCACUCGCGUAGCUGUAAUGGCAUGGUGUGCAGUGAUGGAACCAGUGUUGUUCUGUGUUUUGGUGGUCUUGAUGCCCUUGCUAAUCACAUUAGCAAUUUGGCUGCAGGGUUUGGUGGAGCAGAGAAACUUUUUGAAAUAGCUGGUGUUGUUGUGACUGUUGUGGCUGACAGGAAACGUCACUUGGAGAUGAUGACUGGUGAUGAUGGCAAAAAGUUUAAAAUGGCUGACAUUUCUAGUACAUGUGCAUCUGAUGUUGAGGUCAUCAGUGUUGUUACCACACAGCAUGCCUUUUGUCCAAUGCUUCAAAAUGACUCCAAAGAUGUGUGCCAACUUCUGAAUAUAGAUUGUGAAGUCAAAACUGUGCCUGUCAAUUUGCGUGUUGGACCCUUGGGAGCUCCCUGUAAAAAGGAGAGCAUUGUUGCUGACGGCAACUGUUUUUUCCGUGCCAUAUCACAAGCGGUGAGUGGCACACAGAAAAAUCACAGGAGAAUUAGACUCCAUGUGGUUAAACAUAUGGAAAAGCACUGUGGAGAUUAUGAGAAGCUUCUCAGGAGUGAGUACAGUUGUUUGACAGAGUAUAUUAGUGUUUCCAAAAUGAAAUAUGUCAAUAGCUGGGCAACUGAGGUGGAAAUUCAGGCUGCAGCGGAUAGUUUAGGAAUAAAUAUCUUUACUUUUUACGGUGGUCGUUGGUUGAGAUAUAGUUCAAGGUCAGAAUCCAGUCGUGGGAUUUAUUUGGACAACUCGAGUGGUAAUCACUACGAGUGUGUGACAUGUGUCAAUGAGGGUCAGUUAGGAAGUUGCUUUGGCAUUUGUCAGAAUGGUACAUCUCAGGUCAGUCAGUAUGGUACCAGGUCACAUCGGCAUCAAGUAAUUUGCGCUGAUAGUGAAGUAGCAGUUGGUUUGAAUGAUGUUGUUGAAACAGGCAAAGAAAAACAUCAGUCCAUGGUUCCACGUGUAAGCCCGUCCAAAUAUCUAAAAAGGAAAAGGGCCCUGGACAACAGAUGUAAAUAUGUCGCUGACAUGAGCAUAAGGGAGACAAAGAAGGUAAUGACUAUGAAGAAUUACAGAGAACAAGCAGUCUUUAGGCAGAGAAAGAAGACGAGGAGUGUUGAAAAGUAUAGAAAUGAUGUCAUUCAUAAAAAUAGAGUUAAAACAUCUAGCAUCUAUAAGUAUAGGAAUGACAGCUUGCAUCGGGACAGGGUCAAGAUGUGUAGUGUGAGUAAGUAUAGACGUGACAGCUUGCAUCGGGACAGGGUCAAGAUGUGUAGUGUGAGUAAGUAUAGAAGUGACAGCUUGCAUCGGGACAGGGUCAAGUUGUGUAGUGUGAGUAAGUAUAGAAGUGACAGCUUGCAUCGGGACAGGGUCAAGAUGUAUAGUGCGAGUAAGUAUAGAAGUGACAGCUUGCAUCGGGCCAGGGUCGUUAUGCAGGGCGUCAAAAAAUAUAAAAUGGAUACAAGGCACCGGGCCAGUGUCAAACUAGCCAGUAUGAAGAAAUAUCACAGUAAUUUAGAACGCAAAAUGCGUGUCAUUGCAGAUGUGAAGGCACGAAGGCAUGCUGCAAAGUUGCGAGAGGAAGAAUUUGAUGUUGUUGUUGAGAAUUUUUUAGAGAAAGUGAAGAAUGGGCCCCAAUUUGUCUGCUGUGUGUGCCAUAGGUUGAUGUUUAAACAUCAGGUCCUGCAGUGUCACAGAGAGCAUUACAGCAAAAGUGCAAGUGCUUCUCUUGUGAACACGUGCAUUAAUGAGGAUUAUUUGCACAAAUGUAGUGCAGAGUGCACGGUGCCUUGUUUGUUGUUGGAGUCUGGUAGAGGGCAGCUGUGGGUUUGCUACACUUGCCAUUUCAAGAUUAGCAAAGGGGAAUUCCCACCUGAAUGUGUGGCAAAUAAUUUGGGGGUGGACCCGAUUCCUCCUGAGCUGGCUUGCUUAAACAGCUUAGAGCAACACUUAAUUGCACUAAAUAUCCCCUUCAUGAAAAUGCUAGCUUUGCCUAAAGGGGGGCAAAAUGGUGUCCAUGGGCCUGUGACUUGUGUUCCGGCCAAUGUUGUAGAAACUACAAAUUUGUUGCCACGGUCCAAUAUGGAAGGCUCUAUGCUCCGUGUCAAACUCAAAAGGAAGCUGACUUACAAAGGACACUACGAGUACCAUUUUGUUGACAGCAUGCACAUUCGUGAAGCCUUGAGGUAUCUGAAAGAGUCUAAUGUGCAUUAUGAAGAUAUAGAGUACAACGAGGAGUGGGUCAAUGACUUUUGUAGGGAACCUGAUGCCUCUCAGGUGGAGGACAGUGUUCCUGCAGUAGAUGUCACACCGCCUCUAGAUGCAGAAGAUGAGCUUCUCCAUGAUAGACAGCAACACUGCAUGUUUCAGGACACAUGUUUAAUGCCAGUUGACAUUGGUCAGGAAGCGCUAGAUCAGUAUUACGACAAUAUAUUGAAUGUGGCUCCGGCAGAAGGCAAUAAUCCUGUGAGGUUGCUUUCUGACCAUUCGAAUGAAGCUAGGUGUUUCCCAGUGUUGUUUCCACGCGGCCGUUUCACGUUUCAUGACACUCGACAAUAUAGGCUGACGGCGUCGCGAUAUUUCAAUAAUCGUAUCAUGCAUGCUGAUAAGCGGUUUGGGCAGAAUGUGGAAUACAUAUUCUAUGCUCAGUACUUGUGUGAACUUGUGCAGGUGGUGUCGAGCAUUUCCAUUGCUUUACGCAAAGGAAUUGCUGGUUUGGUGGCAAAAAUGGCCAAGGAUUUGUUGACCAACGAUGAGUCGUUAAAGACAUUGUUGGAAUGUGAUCAGGGCUAUCGUUUUCUGAAGCCCAUCAGAGGCACUCCAGCCUUUUGGCAGAGUACGCAGCGCGAUAUUUUGGCUUGUGUGCGUCAGCUUGGUGUUCCCACGUGGUUUUGCUCUUUUUCGUCUGCUGAUUUACGGUGGCAAAACUUGGUAGACUGUGUUUUGAGGCAAGAGGGUAGAACGCAAACGGCUGCAGAGUUGGAGUGGGCUGACAGGUGUGAUUUGUUGAGACGGAAUCCUGUGACUGCUGCACGGAUGUUUGAUUUCCGGUGGCAUGUCUUUCUCAGAGAGGUGAUAAUGUCUUCGAGCCAACCGAUUGGCAAAGUUGUAGACUAUUUUUACCGGGUGGAAUUUCAGCAGCGUGGUUCCCCGCAUGUACAUUGUUUGUUCUGGGUCGAGAAUGCCCCACGUAUUGAAGUGAACUCAGAUGAAGAAGUCACAAAGUUUAUUGAUAGAUAUGUUACUUGUGAAUUGCAGCCACAGGAUGAAGGAUUGACAGAGACAGUGUCUUCCGUACAGUAGCAUUCUAAGAGACACUCUAAAACAUGCAAAAAGAAAAACACAGUGUGUCGUUUCGGUUUUCCCAAACCUGUGUCAGGACGAACAUUUAUUAGCCAUCAGUUUGACGGACAGGGACAAAAAACAUGCACUUGUCAGGUUAGCCAAUCAACCGGUGUUAAAACAUGCACAUGUCCAAAAGCAUCCCAAAAUGCCGUAAACAUGAAAGCAGAAGAGGCGUCGGAAAUCAUAAAAUCCAUUAAAACAGCCCUGGCUGACGAGAACCACGCAUAUCAAAGCGUGGAACAUUUGUUCCAUAGUCUCGGUAUAACACAAAAUACUUUUGAGGCCGCACAUCGCCGCGUGGGUCGUCGUACGGAAGUCAUAAUGAAGCGUCAAAUCAAUGAGGUUUGGAUCAAUCCAUACAGCAAACCUCUGCUUAAAUGCUGGAAUGCUAAUAUGGACAUCCAGUAUGUCGUUGAUGCGUAUGCGUGCGUGGUUUAUAUAAUCUCGUAUAUUUCCAAAGCUGAGAGGGAGAUUGGAUUGCUGCUGAGUAAUGCCCAGAAAGAAGCAUCCAAACAGGCAAACGUCAGUGCCAAAGAGGCCUUAAAAAGUCUUGGCAGUGUGUACCUGCACAAUAGAGACGUGUGUGCACAAGAGGCCGUUUACCGGGUGACAAAUAUGCAUCUUAAGGAAUGCUCGCGCAAAGUAGUUUUUGUUCCAACAGGGGACAAUGUGGUCAAAAUGAGUUUGCCUGUGAGUGUUUUGCGUCAAAAAGCUUCAUCGGCCGAAUUAACAACGGAAGACAUGUGGAUGACCAGCAUUGUCGACCGUUAUAAAAACAGACCAAACGACGACACGUUUAAUGACAUGUGCUUGGCACAAUUUGCUUCGGAAUACCGCAUCAUUAGCAAAAACGAAAGGUCGGCAUCCAAAAUAGAACUUAAAAACAACUACGGACAUGUGACAAAACGUACACGGACUAAACCUGCCGUAGUACGCUCUGCGCGCUUUUCAGAAACCAAAAACCCUGAGUUGUAUUAUCGUAGCCUUUUGCAGUUGUAUCUGCCAUACCGGGUGGAUUUGCAGUUAAGACCUGCCAACUGCCCAACAUUUGAAGAAUUUUAUGACAAUGGUGCGGUCCGAUUAAAUGAUGGGUCGAUGCAUUCUGUUCGAUCCAUAGUGGAAACAAAUAAACAACAUUUCGACAGCGGCGGGGAUGAACUGGACAGCAUCCAAAGAUCUAUUGAUCACAGCGGUGUUGCUGAGGAUGCGUGGUGUCUGCUGUGUCCAGAGCAAGAAUUGGAAAGGCUACAAUGCGAAGAAGAACGCCGGAAAAAACAACAGUUGGUCGAAGAAGAGGCAGAAGUAAUACCUGACUUGGCAAAUGAAAAUAGAACCGCUCUAAACUUACAAAAGCAAAAGUCAAUGAGUCGAAAUGAUGGCUUGGCAUUAAUCCGCUCCCUAAAUAAUACUCAAAUGGACAUUUUUUACAAAAUUAGACAGUGGUGCCUUGAUAAAGUAGGUGGGAGAAAACCCGAGCCUUUACACUUAUUCAUCACAGGUGGUGCCGGGACAGGAAAAAGCCACCUAAUUAAAGCCAUCCAAUAUGAGGCUACCAGGUUGUUGUCAACAAUGUGUCGGCAACCGGACAAUAUUUCUGUCUGUCUAGCUGCACCAACAGGGAUUGCUGCUUACAAUUUGAAUGCCACAACAAUACACAGCACAUUGAGCAUCGGCAAGGAUACCCGUUUGCCUUACACACCACUGGGUGAGGAAACGGUGAAUUCCUUGCGUGCCAAGUUUGCGGACCUCCAAAUUUUGAUUAUUGAUGAAAUAUCGAUGGUUGAUCACAAGUUGUUGACGUACAUUCAUGGUAGACUCCGACAAAUUAAGCAAACCGGUGACUAUGCUGCAUUUGGCAACGUCAGCAUCAUCGCCGUCGGGGAUUUUUACCAGUUACCGCCAGUCAAAGGAAAGCCUCUUUAUGUCGAAGACGCCACUUUCAACUUGUGGACAAAUCUUUUCAGUGUUGUCGAACUGACAACGAUAGUCCGGCAAAAAGAUAAUCAGUUUGCAGCAUUGCUAAAUAGACUCCGCAAACAUCCAAAAGGUGCGGCGUUGUUGGAAACAGACAUAGAACUUUUGAAACAGCGCGAAACGGGUGAGGUCAGCUCCGCGUUACAUGUGUUUCCAACCAAUCAACAAGUAAACGAAUACAAUCUAAAACAGCUUUUCAGGAUCUGUCCGGAGUACACAACAAUAAAAGCUGAGGAUUUCAGCCAAAACAAAAAAUCCGGUAAAUUAGAAAGAAAAGUAGGGCACCACAGCAAGGUUUACAACACGUGUUUAGAGGAAACUCUGCACAUCGCUAAAGAUGCACGUGUAAUGCUUUGCAAAAACAUCGAUAUUGACGACGGCUUAGUUAACGGGGUUAGUGGCACUGUCUCUGAUGUUCUUUUCCAAAAGGAUGACACAUUUCCGAGUAAGAUCUAUAUAAAGUUUGAUGAUGCCAAAGUAGGUCAACAAAGGCGCGCACAAACUGCUGAGUCUGUCACGCUAAAAGACAGUACAUUUAUUCUGCCAGAGGAAGAAAAAGUAACUAAAAGCGGUGGCAUGCGUCGCCAGUUCCCUCUGAAGCUCGCUUGGGCUUGCACGGUACAUAAAGUCCAGGGUGU
This is a messenger RNA of Doryrhamphus excisus (bluestripe pipefish), 6967 nucleotides long. The record is from RefSeq and is a predicted model, not a curated record. NCBI's taxonomy places the organism in Eukaryota, Metazoa, Chordata, Actinopteri, Syngnathiformes, Syngnathidae.